AUGGGAUUUUCGAGGGAAAGUCCGUCGAAAAUGUUUCCAGCAAGCCAAUUUCCAUCGGAAAUUCGCUGGGUAAUGCAUGAUUGGGGAGACGAAGAUUGUGUUAAGAUCUUGACGAACUGUAGAAAGGCGAUACCGGAGAAAACUGGAAAAGUGAUCAUAGUUGAUGCAGUGUUGAAGUCGGAGGGUGAGGGUUUAUUCGACGACAUGGGAUUUAUACUUGAUUUGCUUAUGAUAGCGCACAGCAGUGGUGGGAAAGAAAGGAGUGAAAAUGAAUGGAAAAUAUUGUUAAAAGAAGCUGGAUUUCCAGUUUUCCACGUUAUAAUAUUAUUGAGAUUCCUGCUUGGCCUUCUAGUAUUGAAGCCUAUGCACAGUGAUUUAUAG
Molecule: messenger RNA, 381 nt
Organism: Nicotiana tabacum (common tobacco)
Lineage: Eukaryota; Viridiplantae; Streptophyta; Magnoliopsida; Solanales; Solanaceae
Source: RefSeq, a predicted model, not a curated record